AUAAUAAUAAUAAUAAAAAAAUGAGUUUUAGUGAUAUUGAAGAAAAAGAAUUAACAGAAUUGUUUGAUUUGAAUGGAUGUGUUGAAUGGAUUGAAGAAAACAAUUAUUUGAGGACUUGUUUGCAAUUUUCUUCAGAUGUUCUUCAAUACAGUUCGACAAUUGCUUUAAUUCUGAAGAAACGAACACAAAGUGAUUAUUGUAUAUCAUAUUCAAUGAUGUGUUGUGUAGACUAUCUAUCGGUCAAACAUCUGAACCAAUAUUCUGUUGAUUGCAUCAUAUAUUUCGGUAACGUUUGUCUCACAACAUCACAAUUGACUGAUUCACUACCAGUUUUGUAUGUUUUCACUAAAAAUGUAAAGACCGAAUCAUUGGACUUCAUUGAGUCAGCGAUUGUCGAAAUAGAUCCAAUAAAUUGUUUAUUUCUUUACACUACAAACAAUGCAUUUCUUGCAAUGCAAGUAAUUGAGAGAUUUGAAAGCAAUGAUAAAAUGAAGACAAUUGUAUCGUUAGCUAAACUUAACAAACAAUCAGACAAAUGGUAUUUUACAGAUAGUGUCAAAUCAGUUAUUGAUAGUAAAGAUGACAAAACAAGUGAUACAAAGUUAGGUCCUUUCAAAAUUACAAACGAUAUUUCAAGCUAUGAUUUAGUCAUAUAUUUAGGACAAUGCAAUUCACUUGAAUUAAUAUUAAAUUGUAGUAAAUUACUAGAAAUAGAUGUCAAUAAUAGUACAAAACGAUUAAUAAAUGGAUCGAAAGAGUUAGGAAAAAGAGUGGCUUUAAUUGAAAAGUUUAAACAAAAAUCUUGUCAUUUAAUUGGAUUUCUUAUCACAAAUCCUUUGCCUAAUGUCAAUGAAAUAUGUUGUCAAAGCAAGAAAUUAAGCAAACGUUUGCAUAAAAAAUUAUAUUAUAUAUCACUUAUACAAGCCAUCGAUGAAUAUAAAUUAGGAAACUUUGGUGAACUCAAUGGUUUUGUUGUCAUCAACUCAUGCUAUUGUUCAACAGCUCUCAAUUCAAUUGACUAUUAUCUGCCAGUUUUGAAUUGGACUGAAUAUCAAAUCGCUUGCGGAGUUACCAAACAUUAUGGAGGAGUCCUCUGGAAUGACAACUUAGAUGACACUUCAGAACCAAUCAGUGAUCAUUCAGACAUAGAUGAGGCAUCAGUUGAUGACUUGAAUAAAAGACUUAUUGAGACACAAGUAUUUGAGACAAACAAAUGGUUUGGACUUCAAGUCAAUGCCGGCGACAGAGAGGCCGCAGUCAUUAAAAGUGGACAAAAAGGAAUCGCUUCUGAAUAUGAAAAUGAAAAUAUUUUAUGA
Oppia nitens is the source of this 1316-nucleotide messenger RNA. RefSeq names its product 2-(3-amino-3-carboxypropyl)histidine synthase subunit 2-like. The transcript is spliced from 2 exons. Gene Ontology annotation, molecular function: 2-(3-amino-3-carboxypropyl)histidine synthase activity. The record is from RefSeq and is a predicted model, not a curated record. Gene Ontology annotation, biological process: protein histidyl modification to diphthamide. Lineage: Eukaryota; Metazoa; Arthropoda; Arachnida; Sarcoptiformes; Oppiidae. The coding region runs from base 21 to 1316 and encodes 431 amino acids.